ACGUGUGAGGCCACUUAGGUAUCAUCAUUCUAUCUCGCAUUCAGUUUCUCUAUUUCUCAAUCCAGCUUUAUUUUCACUCACCAUUUCAUUGGAGCUUUAAGAUCAUUUCCACCAUGGAGUUUCCUCAUUUGUCCAUAUUUAUAGCACUCAGUCUUACACUUGUUGUAUCAACCAAUGCUGUAUUACCUCCUCAAUUGUACUGGAAGUCCAAACUUCCCACUACUCAAAUGCCAAAAGCCAUCACAGAUCUCCUCAACCCAACUGAUUGGACAGAAGAGAAAGGCACAUCGGUAGCGGUAGGAAAAGGUGGUGUUAAUGUUGAUACAGCAAAACCAAAACCAGGAGGAACCGCGGUUAACGUAGGAAAAGGUGGAGUCCAUGUUAAUACAGGAAAAGGAAAACCUUCAGGUGGAACAGCGGUUAACGUUGGAAAAGGCGGUGUCAAUGUUAACACAGGAAAAGGAAGAGGAAAACCAGUUCAUGUUUCAGUUGGAAAACGUUCUCCGUUUUUAUACAAUUAUGCUGCAACUGCAACACAGUUAAAUGAUAAACCUAAUGUAGCACUUUUCUUCUUAGAAAAGAAUUUGCAUUAUGGAACAAAGUUGAACUUGCAAUUCACGAAAACAACCUCAAACAACGAAGCAAAGUUCUUAACCAAAGAAGUAUCUGAUUCUAUCCCCUUUUCAUCAAACGAAGUGGAAAGCAUCCUUAACAAAUUCUCCAUCAAAAAAGGCUCGGAGGAAGCUGAAACUGUGAAGAACACGAUAAGCGAGUGCGAAGAAAACAGCAUCAGAGGAGAAGAAAAGCUUUGUGUAAAAUCAUUGGAAUCUAUGGUUGAUUUCACUACUUCGAAACUUGGAAACAAUGUUGAAGCUGUUUCAACAGAAGUGAAAAAAGAAAGUAGUGAGUUACAGCAAUAUGUAAUAGCGAAAGGAGUGAAGAAACUGGGAGGGAAGAACACAGCUGUUGUGUGUCACAAAGAGAAUUAUCCUUAUGCAGUUUUUUACUGUCAUAAAACAGACACAACUAAAGUUUACUCAGUGCCAUUGGAAGGUGUUGAUGGAAAUAGAGUUAAUGCUAUUGCUGUUUGUCACACAGAUACAUCACAAUGGAAUCCUAAACAUUUGGCUUUUCAAGUGCUUAAAGUUCAACCUGGAACUGUUCCUGUUUGUCACUUUCUUCCACAGGAUCAUGUUGUUUGGGUUUCCAAGUGAUUAAAGCAGUAACAGUUUGAUCCAUAUAGGGUUAUCCUUGAAUAAUGAAUUACACAAUAUAGCAGCUACUUUAAAGGUUUAAAUUAUGAGAGAUGCAUUAUAAAAGCAGUGUUUAAUUAAGUUAUAUGGUAACAAGUUUGUGUAUGCCAUGAUGUAUUAAUGUAUGGACAAUAGGUUUCUUGUGGUUAUUAUGCUUAGCACUAUGUAAUGCUUUAAGUGGAAAACAAUAUGCAAUACUGAGACUUCUCUCAUUUGCUUUAAAUUGAUGAUAACCUCAUUGUUAUAAAAAAUAUAUUUUAUGAUUUUCAAUCUUUUA
Messenger RNA from Vicia villosa (hairy vetch), 1530 nucleotides. Its product is annotated as BURP domain protein RD22-like. The record is from RefSeq and is a predicted model, not a curated record. The coding region runs from base 114 to 1214 and encodes 366 amino acids. Lineage: Eukaryota; Viridiplantae; Streptophyta; Magnoliopsida; Fabales; Fabaceae. The transcript has 3 exons.